Molecule: messenger RNA, 1392 nt
Organism: Rhizophagus irregularis DAOM 181602=DAOM 197198
Lineage: Eukaryota; Fungi; Glomeromycota; Glomeromycetes; Glomerales; Glomeraceae
Source: RefSeq, a predicted model, not a curated record
AUGUCCAAAUUAAACAGAGAUGUUCUUUAUUUAAUAUUUAAAGAGUUGCAUAAUGAUAAAUAUACUCUUCAUUCUUGCCUUUUAGUUAAUAAAACUUGGUGUGAGGUUGCUAUUCCAAUUCUGUGGAGAAAUCCUUGGAAAUAUUUAAAUUAUUCAAAAGGAAAAUUUUUACUAGAUGUAAUAAUUUCACAUUUAUCAGAUGAAUCAAUGAAGAAUAUAAAGAGCCAAGGCAUUGAUUUUACAAUUAAUUCAUACAAAAAGCCAUCAUUUAAUUAUAUUAAUUUUUUUAAGCAUUUAAAUUUAAAUGCAAUCAAAGAGUUAGUUAAGCGUUCUGAAAUGUUGAUUAUUUAUAAUGAAAUUAUUCGUCUUUUUAUUAAUGUAAAUACAAAAUUUACACACCUUUAUAUACCCCAAAAAUUUGAUUAUCAAUUACAUCUAAUUCCUGAAGCUAAGCAUUGCUUUUCAAAUAUUGAAUUCAUUAGAUGUUAUACGAAUAUAAAUGAUAGUGGUUUAGCUGGAUUGAUAGAAAUUUGUAAAUCAGUUAAAGAAUUGGAACUAAUUAUUAAUAAGAAUGAUAACAAUUAUGGAGUCACUAGAUUAAUUGAAACUCAAAAAUCCUUAUUUAAUGUUCAUUAUAUAAUCUUCCGUUCUACAGAUAAUGUAUCAUUUCAUACAGCUCUUGAAACAUCGUUGAUUAAACAUGCAAAUACCAUACAACAUUUUAAGAUAACUAACCAACCUGGCACAUAUUUUUUAUCAUGUUUUAUUAAUUUAAAAAGUUUAGAAUUAGAUGGUUAUUUCGGUGUAACAUGGUAUUGCUUAAAAAAUUUAUCUUUGCCUUUUUUACAAAUUUUAAAGGUUAAUAAUGAUUAUCCAGUAAUAUUUUUGGAAGGUAUUAUUGAAAGUACAAGUGGAUAUCUUUCAGAAAUAGCUAUUAAUAGAAUAAGUUAUGAUGAUCCUAAUAGUAAAAUAUUAGUACAGACUAUUUACACAAAAUGUCCAAAACUUAAAUAUCUUAAGUUAGAAUUUAAAAAUAAUAAUAUUUUAGAAUUAGAAAAAUUAUUAAUUAAUUGUCAAUAUUUAGAUGGAUUGUUUAUUAUUGGAAUUUUUGGUUUUGAUUGGUAUAGAUGUUUUGAAAUAUUAACAAGAUCUUCACCAAUUAAUUUGUUCAAGUUUAAAUUUAAUUAUUCAACUCACAUUGGAUGCUUAAAACUAUUUUUUGAUGAUUGGAAAGUUAAAUGUCCUGAUCGUCCUAUGAAAUUACAGCUUAUAGAUGAGAAACGUCGACCUAUUAGUGAAGAAAAUAAAAAUUUAAUAGAAACUUACAAAGCAGAAGGGAUAAUUAAAAAAUUUUCUAAUCAUUUGUAUAAUGAAGAUUUUGAAUGGCUGUGA